AUGCCCUUGGCCAAGAGUCUCACGGAGCCCGCCGGGGGGCUCAGACUCGCCCCGACGCCCCCGGGGCCAGGGGCGCUUUCCGUCGGUUCCGAGACCCAGGACGCCCUGGGCCCAGGGCUCGGCGCUGGGCUUCGCGCCCGUCCCCACGUCUUCCCUACGGCCCCACCGCCAGGGCGCGGGGCCGCAGCCGUCUGCGCCACAGUCUCCGCCGAGAGUCGCCGCGGUUUCCUGCUUCAACAGUGCUUGGACGGAACCCGGCGCUCGUCCCCCACCCGGGCCGGCCGUUCAGAGCUAGCCCUCCGCCAUCUCUUCGUCGCGCCCUCGGACCGCUCCAAGGCCCCCGCCGCCGCUCGCCGCCGCCUUUUCUCAGCCGCCGCCAUGACGACCGCGUCCCCCUCGCAGGUGCGCCAGAACUACCACCAGGACUCUGAGGCCGCCAUCAACCGCCAGAUCAACCUGGAGCUCUACGCCUCCUACGUCUACCUGUCCAUGUCUUACUACUUUGACCGCGAUGAUGUGGCUUUGAAGAACUUUGCCAAAUAUUUUCUUCACCAAUCUCAUGAGGAGAGGGAACAUGCUGAGAAACUGAUGAAGCUGCAGAACCAACGAGGUGGCCGAAUCUUCCUUCAGGAUAUCAAGAAACCAGACCGUGAUGAUUGGGAGAACGGGCUGAAUGCAAUGGAGUGUGCAUUACAUUUGGAAAAGAGCGUGAAUCAGUCACUACUGGAACUGCACAAACUGGCCACUGAUAAAAGUGACCCCCAUUUGUGUGACUUCAUUGAGACUCAUUACCUGAAUGAGCAGGUGAAAUCCAUCAAAGAAUUGGGUGACCACGUAACCAACCUGCGCAAGAUGGGGGCUCCCGAAUCUGGCAUGGCAGAGUAUCUCUUUGACAAGCACACCUUGGGAAACAGUGAUAGUGAAAGCUAAGCCUUAGGCUGUCUUCCCAUAGCCACAAGGGUGACUUCCCUGGUCACCAAGGCAGUGCAUGCAUGUUGGGGUUACCUUUACCUUUUCUAUAAGUUGUACCAAAACAUCUACUUAACUUCUUUCAUUUGUACCAUUCUUCAAAUAAAGUAAUUUGGUACCCA
Molecule: messenger RNA, 1091 nt
Organism: Zalophus californianus (California sea lion)
Lineage: Eukaryota; Metazoa; Chordata; Mammalia; Carnivora; Otariidae
Gene: FTH1
Product: ferritin heavy chain 1
Exons: 5
Coding region: 1-930 (309 amino acids)
Biological process (GO): iron ion transport; intracellular iron ion homeostasis
Cellular component (GO): cytoplasm
Molecular function (GO): ferric iron binding; ferrous iron binding
Source: RefSeq, a predicted model, not a curated record